Molecule: messenger RNA, 1896 nt
Organism: Chelmon rostratus (copperband butterflyfish)
Lineage: Eukaryota; Metazoa; Chordata; Actinopteri; Chaetodontiformes; Chaetodontidae
Gene: dhrs11a
Product: dehydrogenase/reductase 11a
Exons: 7
Coding region: 207-974 (255 amino acids)
Source: RefSeq, a predicted model, not a curated record
GCGCAUGGAUCCGGGUCUAGGCACACUGCCCGUCGCUGUCCUGGAUGCUGCACAGAUUCAGACAGGAGGCUGCCGCAUCCCUCGGUUUCAACAUAUCGUACUUAACAGUGAUAGCUGCCACUGUGACAGCUUGAACUGAGGAGGCAGAGCUGCCGCACAGGAGCUGUUGUUUCGUGCACAGUGCCGGUGUAGAGAGCACGGGGGAGAUGGAGCGGUGGAAAGGCAGAGUGGCCCUGGUGACCGGAGCCUCGGUGGGGAUUGGAGCGGCGGUUGCCCGGGCACUGGUCCAGCAAGGCAUGAGGGUUGUCGGCUGCGCCAGGAAUGUCGACAAAAUAGAGAAGCUGGCAGCUGAAUGUCAGAGUGCAGGCUACAGCGGCACACUCAUCCCUUACAAGUGUGAGCUGUCCAACGAGGAGGAGAUCCUGUCCAUGUUUUCUGCAAUCAAGACGCUGCACAAGGGCGUGGACGUGUGCAUCAACAAUGCUGGACUGGCCCACAACGAGCCCUUGCUCAGCGGAAAGACGGAGGGCUGGAGGAACAUGAUCGAUGUAAACAUCUUAGCCUUGUCUAUCUGCACCCGUGAGGCGUACAAAUCAAUGAAGGAGAGGAAUGUGGAUGAUGGCCACAUCAUCAAUAUUAACAGUAUGGGUGGGCACAGAGUGGUGCCAAGUGCUGAUGAGCAUUUCUACUGUGCCACUAAAUACGCUGUGACUGCUUUGACCGAGGGGAUACGGCAAGAGCUUCGAGAAGCAAACACCCACAUCAGAGCCACAUGUAUAUCUCCUGGAAUAGUGGAGACUGAGUUUGCCUUCAGGCACCACAACAGUGAUCCAGAGAAAGCAGCUGCAGUGUAUGAGAGUAUCAAAUGUUUGAAAGCAGAAGACAUAGCCAGUGCAGUCACAUUUGUCCUCAGUGCCCCUCCUCAUGUGCAGAUUGGAGAUGUGCAGAUGAGGCCAGUAGAGCAGGUGUCAUAGCAGUGCAACAGGAAGCUGCAGGAGGAGCAGACAGACGGCAGCCAUGGUGACUCCUUAGCGACCUCUGCUGGGCAAGGGGGGAGGGGGGAUAAAACAAAUCAACUACAACUGUGUUGGAUCCGCAGGACGUUGGUCAAAGAGGGAGCCUUAAGGAGGCUGUGCAAGGAAACGAAGGGCGUGGACGCUGUAAACCACUACAAAAAUACUACUGAAUGCAGCAACCUGGUAUUUGUGAAUUGUUGAGCCCAGUCCUCAACUGAGCUGACUCCAAACUACAGUAGGAACAAAUAACAAUGGAGAGAGUUGCUGCUGUGCUAUGUGGUCAUAUGCACCACCAUCACUUCAGAGGGAAGAGUAUGCCAUUGAUUGCACAUGUUUUACGUUUCGUUUUUGUAGGUCAUAUGACAUAUCCUUUUCAAUUUAAAUGGAAAAAGUAAUUGCUGUUUAUAAGAAUGACUUUGUUAAUUUUUUUUUAUAAAUAUUUUAACUUUUAAUCAUAGUUAGAUGUGGUCUCAUACUCACUAACCAUAGACAAUACUAUGUCAUACUCACUGUAACUAACCAUCAACAGUCUGUCCAUCCCGCCACCUUUAGUCACAGUAUCUUGUACAAAACACAUUCAGUUAGCCCAGUUUGGCUCUAUCGCCACAUAAGCAAUCGGGAAAGGUAUAAAAGAGAGAUACCCUUGUCUGUUAAACACACAAGUUUCUACAAUCCACCGUUUUGCCUGUGUUAUUUCAGUUGUUCUGCACUUUGGAUUCAUUUAUGAGGAGUUACGAGAAGGAAACACUGGCAACUUAUGUAGGGGAAGAAACUAACUGUGUGCACAUGUAUACUCUAGAAAUGUGUCCCUUUCACUGGAAAGUUCUCCUUAUAAAAAAUUAAUAAAAACAAUUGCCCAAAAGUAAGUUAUGGUGUGUGU